Molecule: messenger RNA, 3462 nt
Organism: Rangifer tarandus platyrhynchus (Svalbard reindeer)
Lineage: Eukaryota; Metazoa; Chordata; Mammalia; Artiodactyla; Cervidae
Source: the annotation of a GenBank genome assembly
AUGGCACAGCGGGCCUCCUGCACCCGCUCACCCUCAGCUCAGACCCGCAGCCCCGAUCCACGGCAGAGCAGCCCUCCUGGACCCGCUCACCCUCAGCUCAGACCCGCAGCCCAGAUCCACGGCAGAGCAGCCCUCCUGCACCCGCUCACCCUCAGCUCAGACCCGCAGCCCAGAUCCACGGCAGAGCGGGCCUCCUGCACCCGCUCACCCUCAGCUCAGACCCGCAGCCCAGAUCGACAGCAGAGCGGGUCUCCUGGACCCGCUCACCCUCAGCUCAGACCCGCAGCCCAGAUCCACGGCAGAGCAGGCCUCCUGGACCCGCUCACCCUCAGCUCAGACCCGCAGCCCAGAUCCACGGCAGAGCAGCCCUCCUGGACCCGCUCACCCUCAGCUCAGACCCGCAGCCCAGAUCCACGGCAGAGCGGGCCUCCUGGACCCGCUCACCCCCAGCUCAGACCCGCAGCCCAGAUCCACGGCAGAGCAGCCCUCCUGGACCCGCUCAGCCUCAGCUCAGACCCGCAGCCCAGAUCCACAGCAGAGCAGCCCUCCUGGACCCGCUCAGCCUCAGCUCAGACCCGCAGCCCAGAUCCACGGCAGAGCAGCCCUCCUGGACCCGCUCAGCCUCAGCUCAGACCCGCAGCCCAGAUCCACGGCACAGCAGGCCUCCUGCACCCGCUCACCCUCAGCUCAGACCCGCAGCCCAGAUCCACGGCAGAGAGGGCCUAUUGGACCCCCUCACCCUCAGCUCAGACCCGCAGCCCAGAUCCACGGCAGAGAGGGCCUCCUGGACCCGCUCACCCCCAGCUCAGACCCGCAGCCCAGAUCCACAGCAGAGCAGCCCUCCUGGACCCGCUCAGCCUCAGCUCAGACCCGCAGCCCAGAUCCACGGCAGAGCAGCCCUCCUGGACCCGCUCACCCUCAGCCCAGAUCCACAGCAGAGCGGGUCUCCUGGACCCGCUCACCCUCAGCUCAGACCCGCAGCCCAGAUCCACGGCAGAGCAGGCCUCCUGGACCCGCUCAGCCUCAGCUCAGACCCGCAGCCCAGAUCCACAGCAGAGCAGCCCUCCUGGACCCGCUCACCCUCAGCUCAGACCCGCAGCCCAGAUCCACGGCAGAGAGGGCCUAUUGGACCCCCUCACCCUCAGCUCAGACCCGCAGCCCAGAUCCACGGCAGAGCGGGCCUCCUGGACCCGCUCACCCCCAGCUCAGACCCGCAGCCCAGAUCCACGGCAGAGGAGCCCUCCUGGACCCGCUCAGCCUCAGCUCAGACCCGCAGCCCAGAUCCACAGCAGAGCAGCCCUCCUGGACCCGCUCAGCCUCAGCUCAGACGCGCAGCCCAGAUCCACGGCAGAGCAGCCCUCCUGCACCCGCUCACCCUCAGCCCAGAUCCACAGCAGAGCGGGUCUCCUGGACCCGCUCACCCUCAGCUCAGACCCGCAGCCCAGAUCCAUGGCAGAGCAGGCCUCCUGUACCCGCUCACCCCCAGCUCAGACCCGCAGCCCAGAUCCACGGCAGAGCAGCCCUCCUGGACUCGCUCACCCUCAGCUCAGACCCGCAGCCCAGAUCCACGGCAGAGCGGGCCUCCUGCACCCGCUCACCCUCAGCUCAGACGCGCAGCCCAGAUCCACGGCAGAGAGGGCCUAUUGGACCCCCUCACCCUCAGCUCAGACCCGCAGCCCAGAUCCACGGCAGAGCAGCCCUCCUGGACCCGCUCACCCUCAGCUCAGACCCGCAGCCCAGAUCCACUGCACAGUGGGCCUCGUGGACCCGCUCAGCCUCAGCUCAGACCCGCAGCCCAGAUCCACGGCAGAGAGGGCCUCCUGGACCCGCUCACCCUCAGCUCAUACCCGCAGCCAAGAUCCACGGCAGAGCGGGCCUCCCGGACCCGCUCACCCUCAGCUCAGACCCGCAGCCCAGAUCCACGGCAGAGCAGCCCUCCUGCACCCGCUCACCCUCAGCUCAGACCCGCAGCCCAGAUCCACGGCAGAGCAGCCCUCCUGGUCCCGCUCAUCCCCAGCUCAGACCCGCAGCCCAGAUCCACAGCAGAGCAGCCCUCCUGGACCCGCUCAGCCUCAGCUCAGACCCACAGCCCAGAUCCACGGCAGAGCAGCCCUCCUGGACCCGCUCACCCUCAGCUCAGACCCGCAGCCCAGAUCCACGGCAGAGCGGGCCUCCUGGACCCGCUCACCCCCAGCUCAGACCCGCAGCCCAGAUCCACGGCAGAGCAGCCCUCCUGGACCCGCUCAGCCUCAGCUCAGACCCGCAGCCCAGAUCCACGGCAGAGCAGCCCUCCCGGACCCGCUCAGCCUCAGCUCAGACCCGCAGCCCAGAUCCACAGCAGAGCAGCCCUCCUGGACCCGCUCAGCCUCAGCUCAGACCCGCAGCCCAGAUCCACGGCAGAGCAGCCCUCCUGCACCCGCUCACCCUCAGCUCAGACCCGCAGCCCAGAUCCACAGCAGAGCGGGCCUCCUGUACCCGCUCACCCCCAGCUCAGACCCGCAGCCCAGAUCCACGGCAGAGCAGCCCUCCUGGACCCGCUCACCCCCAGCUCAGACCCGCAGCCCAGAUCCACAGCAGAGCGGGCCUCCUGUACCCGCUCACCCCCAGCUCAGACCCGCAGCCCAGAUCCACGGCAGAGCAGCCCUCCUGGACCCGCUCAGCCUCAGCUCAGACCCGCAGCCCAGAUCCACGGCAGAGCAGCCCUCCCGGACCCGCUCAGCCUCAGCUCAGACCCGCAGCCCAGAUCCACAGCAGAGCAGCCCUCCUGGACCCGCUCAGCCUCAGCUCAGACCCGCAGCCCAGAUCCACGGCAGAGCAGCCCUCCUGCACCCGCUCACCCUCAGCUCAGACCCGCAGCCCAGAUCCACAGCAGAGCGGGCCUCCUGUACCCGCUCACCCCCAGCUCAGACCCGCAGCCCAGAUCCACGGCAGAGCAGCCCUCCUGGACCCGCUCAUCCCCAGCUCAGUCCCGCAGCCCAGAUCCACGGCAGAGCGGGCCUCCUGCACCCCCUCACCCUGAGCUCAGACCCGCAGCCCAGAUCCACGGCAGAGAGGGCCUAUUGGACCCCCUCACCCUCAGCUCAGACCCGCAGCCCAGAUCCACGGCAGAGCAGGCCUCCUGGACCCGCUCACCCUCAGCUCAGACCCGCAGCCCAGAUCCACAGCAGAGCAGCCCUCCUGGACCCCCUCACCCUCAGCUCAGACCCGCAGCCCAGAUCCACAGCAGAGCAGCCCUCGUGGACCCCCUCAGCCUCAGCUCAGACCCGCAGCCCAGAUCCAUGGCAGAGCAGCCCGCCUGGACCCGCUCACGCUCAGCUCAGACCCGCAGCCCAGAUCCACGGCAGAGCAGCCCUCCUGGACCCCCUCACCCUCAGCUCAGACCCGCAGCCCAGAUCCACGGCACAGCGGGCCUCCUGGACCCGCUCAGCCUCAGCUCAGACCCGCAGCGCAGCAGGCCUCUGA